UAACCGGAAUACGGGUGCGAAACAAACAGGACGGUUCACGUUAAAAUAGAAUAAGUGAGAGCUAAAGCUCGCAACGUGUCAUACAUAUACAGCCAUGGAUUUCGGUUACAGCAGAACAGAUUUUUUGUUUCAGCCAAAAUUGUUAAUGGUUUUAUUUAUGUUGGUGGCUGCUGAUGCAUCCAGUGAAAACGCUAAAACAGUGGAGUUCAACGUCAAACCCGGAGGUGUGGUGCAUUCAUUUACUGAGAAAAUUGAAGAGUAUGAAUGCACAUUCACCUAUGCUUCUCAAGGAGGAACCAAUGAGCAAUGGCAGAUGAGUGUGGGUUUGAGUGAUGAUGACAGGCUCUUUUCUUGCUCCGUGUGGAGGCCCCAAGGGAAAUCCUACUUGUUUUUCACUCAGUUCAAAGCUGAGAUUAAAGGAGCGAAGAUUGAAUACGCCAAUGCAUAUUCCCAGUCAGCUGUAGGCGGAUUAAAGGAUGUGGCUCUGAAGGAAGAAGAGUACAUAACUGGUGACUCCACAGUGACACACAAAGAAGGAAAAUUCCGGGCUGAACUCUCCAAACUCACCAUCAUUGGUAGGACUCGUCAUGAUGAGCUCUGAUUGGUUAACCUCAGACACUUACGCUUAGAAAAAGGGGAACAAAUGGAUGGAUGUGGCUCUAGUCCUGGACCCUGUUACUAAACUGUUUCCUGACAUCACUGAGCAGCAGAGAUUCAGCCAGAAGAAGAGAUGAAUGAUGUCCCCAUUUUCCUACUGUUUUUGGAUUCCUCCACUUUAAAAAAACAAGCAUUUCUGUCAUCUGCCUGUGCCUGAAGGGGAAAAAAACAAGAGUUUCAACUUUUCUACCACAAUUUGACAAAGCAAUAUAUUUUCAGUUUCUGUGAUCAUGAUCUAGUAAUAGUCUAAAUAGAUUUUAAUAAAUAAGUUCAGCUGUU
Messenger RNA from Tachysurus vachellii, 936 nucleotides. RefSeq names its product myeloid-derived growth factor (gene mydgf). Lineage: Eukaryota; Metazoa; Chordata; Actinopteri; Siluriformes; Bagridae. Gene Ontology annotation, biological process: positive regulation of endothelial cell proliferation; positive regulation of angiogenesis. The transcript has 6 exons. The record is from RefSeq and is a predicted model, not a curated record. Bases 95 to 601 code for a protein of 168 amino acids.